AUGAAAAUACAAGAUGGUUUUGAAUGGAGAGAUGGAUCGAUACCUCGUACUUUGGGAAUUUGUGUUUGGCCUGAGGUAUUUUAUGUGGAAAAAGACGGGAGAAAGGUCGAAGUAAUGAUUGUGGAUACCCAAGGAUUAUUUAGUAGUUCACUUGACACAGAUGUUAAUAUCAUGUCAAUCAGCGCUCUUCUAUCCUCUCAUCAGAUUCUCAAUAUUCAGAAAUAUGUGGGUAAAACAGACUUAGAACAUUUGCAGCUUUCAUUAGAAUAUGCACUGGCUGCUUCUCGUAGUUUCCCAAUGAAAGAGAAGUCAUUUCAGAAACUUACCAUUGUGGCUCGAGAUUGGUCAUUUUCUUUUGUACAUGGAUAUGGGUAUGAAGGUGGAGAUAAAUAUGUCGACAAAGUUUUAAAAACAAAAGAUUCAAAUCAAUCAGAAAGGGUUUCGCAAGUAAAAAUAUCUAUCCAUAGCGGAUUCGAGCAUGUAAAUGAAUUCUUGAUGUCUAGACCAAGUGAAGAAAUUUAUGGAGGCGAAAGAUCUCAAGAUAUUCGAAAUGCAGACAUUACAGGGGAGUUUGGAGAACAAAUCAUCAUGUUGGUUGAUUCAGUUUUAAACCCUGAAAAUCUAGUUGUUAAGAAAAUGUUUGGGCAGCCUAUCUCAACAAACGACCUGAUAAACCUCAUAAGUGAAGUUGGCAAUAAUAUUGAGUCCGGAAAGCAACCUAAAAUUGAGACAUUACUAGAGAGCGCCACAAAGGCAAACAAUGCAACUGCUUUGCAAGAGGCUGUGUCAAAAUAUCGUUGUCAUUUGAAACAGAUUAAAUCUUCAUUUCCUUCCGACGACGAACUCCAUGGACAUCAUGAAAAAGUACUCAAAGUAGCAGAAGAAGUAUUUCAUAGUGUGGCAAUUUUAGGAUCUGAAAUUCAAAAUAAGGCUGUUUGGAAUCAUGUGAAGAAAGAAUGCGAAAUGCUUUACAAGAAUAAAGAAGAUGAAAUUAGUUUAAGAAAGGCAGAAAAAAUUGAAAAACUUCGAACUAAAGCAGAUGAGAUUGAAAAGAAAUAUGAAGAUAAAAUGAACAAGUUGGCUAUGGACAUCUCGUUCGAAAAACUUGAAGUGAAAUAUGCAGAGUAUAACAAAGAGGCACUUGGUGGAUAUGAAGUCAGUGCUGACGAUCUGAGAGCCAUUUUAUGGGAAGAUGGAGAUCCUAUAAAGGAGCAGUUGAAAACAAGAAUGGAAACAUUUUUCAAACAAGCGCAUCAACAGCGUAUGACAUUUCAGGCCAAACAAAAAUUGAUCAAGGAAAAAGAACAAUUAGAAAUGCAAAAAGCUGCUAGGGAUUGCUUGAAAGCUGUUCAGCAAAAGAUGCAACUGAUCUCUGGUGAAUUUAUAUCCAAAAUGGAAGAAGUCUGCAAAAAAGAAAAGCGAAGUAUUUUGCAACGGUAUGACAGACAUUGUGGGGGCUUUACUGACAGGGAUGAGGUCAAAAAAUGUCGAAACAUCCUUGAAGAUAAGUUAGCAGAACAUUUUGAAAAAGCUGACAAAAACAACAAACGCAACAUGGAAAUGCUGAAGUCCAAAUGUGCUGAACAUUCUCAAACUGCUGCACGUGAAUAUGAUGAAAAGAUGAAAAAUCUGAUGGGACAGAAUCAGUCACAUGAGGAAGAGUUUUUAGCUAUGAAACACUCAGAAUUCAAAAAAAAUGCAAUGUAUAGCUUCGAUGACUUGCUUAAGAGCAUGUCAUUUUCUCCUUCAGUAUCAGUUGAAAACGAAUUCAAGAUGAAGUUGGAUUUGGCAAUGAACCUAAAAUAUCAAGUUUAUAAAAAGAAAAACGAUAGAGAACGAAUGAUACAAAAAAUGGAGAAGGAGUCAAAGGAAUGUGCCCGCCAUGCGAAGACUGCUCUUGGUGUUUAUACUCAAGACAUGGAUCAGCUACUGGAAAAUGGGAAAACUUAUUCAGAAUUAGGACUGCUCUGGAAGCAUGAAACCUGUGAUUCCAAAGCACUUCGUGAGUUUAGGAAUUUAACUGCAAAUGUAACUUGCUCGCAAAGAAACUUCAGAGAAAAUUUGAUGAAAGAAAUAGAAGAAAAAUUCUCUCAGUAUAGACAAAUGAAUAGUAAAAAUCAUGAUGAGGAGAAACAAAAGCACAUCAAGACUUUGACAGAUGAAUAUGAAGCUUCUAUGAAGGAAUGGGCUGAACACUACUCUCCUGGGGAUGAAGUCCUUGAAAUCAGGCAUAACAAGAUGUUAGUAGAUCUUCUAAAGAAGUUCUCGGAAUUGAUGAACGCAAAAGAAACUGCAGAAGAUAAGGAAGAAUUGGAGAAAGGCAUUAAUGGGGUUUAUUUGAAAAUUGAAGCAGAGAAUAAAAAAAACAGAGAUGAAAGAGAGUUCUUAGAAAGACAAAAGGAAUUGAAUAUGAGAAGUCUGCAAAUCAGUUCUGAAAUCGGAAGACAUGACUUCUUUCAGAGGAUGAGGAUAAAAUCGUAUGAGAAUAUACAUGAAGAAAACUUCCUCUCAUUCUGCCACAGCACACAGCUGGAAGUUUUGGAAGAAUUUAAUGAAGAAACAGAGAAUCUAGGAGAUUCUUUAAAAGAAAAAAUAUUGGAGGAAAGAACCAAGUUGGAGAGAACAGUAGAAGGUUUCAUGAAUGAAGAAAUUGAAAGAAACAGGGACCGAAGAAAGAUUGCCAUUGAUAAUGCAGUCAAAGCGUGCAUUUGGAAUUAUCGAGAAUUUCUAAAUGAGCUGAUGCUAAAAGCUUACGUGACCACCAGCGGAUUUGAAAUGGCUGAGCAAUGGUACAUUGACAUCCUAAAAGGAAAAGAGAAAAUUAAGAAAUUACUCAAUGAAAAAAUAAGAAUGGAAACCGAAGAGGCCAAAAUACAGAAUGAAGAGAAUAAAGAUCACAGGUCUGUUAUAGCAGAUGGAGCUGUGGUUGAAGCUUAUAUAGAAAACGGUGUACUGACCCUCACUUUUUUUGGCAAGUUACGAGCUUUGAUUAAAUCUGCAGCAAUUGGUGUUGUCAAGCUUAAAAAUAUUAUCAAGAAUAAAAUAACCUCGAGAAGGAGUGCUGAAGACUAAUGAUCUUGGUUUGUAAAAAAUGUUUAUCUAUAAAUGAGAAGCUUUACCUUUGUUUUAAUUGUUAGAAAAAACUGAGAAUUAUUUAAAGUUUUUUGUCAUGUUAAGCUAAGCAAUUGUUUAUGUUUUAAUUUAAAAAAACUCAAUUUUUUCUAAUAUGUUAUUUAAAAUCCAGAGUUAAGAAAUUUUUGCGUGCAAUUUUAAGAUUUUUUCACCAAAACAUUUUUUGAUCAUUCUUCGAAUAAAUUUGAAAAGCUUACUUUAUUAU
Molecule: messenger RNA, 3337 nt
Organism: Styela clava
Lineage: Eukaryota; Metazoa; Chordata; Ascidiacea; Stolidobranchia; Styelidae
Source: RefSeq, a predicted model, not a curated record